UUGUCGGUUUCUCUCUCUCAAGUCUCAACAAGAGUCUGCAGACGAAAGAGGGGGGUUCGCAAGGGCUGAUCUUCCGUCACUUUCUCUGUGGAGUAGUAACCACCAAUGGCAGGUCUCAAACAACCGCAAACUGCCUCCUCCACCCACCAUUCCUUUGCUUCCAAGUUAAUUCUCCUCCUCACGCUGCUCCCAAUCACCCUUGCAGCCUUCGCUUUCGUCCUCCAAUGGCGCGGCGGUGGCGUUGUAGAUGUAGACGAUCCGAUCUCUCACUGGUCACCUCAACACAGUUCCCACAAAUUCCCUGGAAUGGAUUCAUCUCCUCUCGCCACCGUUGUUGAUCGCCACUCCUCCUCUUCCGAUUGCCUCUCUCUCGGACAAUCCUCUUCUCCAUCAUUUCCUUACUACCAUGAUUGGAAAUUCCGAUUUGAAACGGAUCUUAAACCUAAGAUAUGUAUUACAACUAGUACAUCGGCCGGAUUAGAUCAGAUUUUGCCAUGGAUGUUCUAUCAUAAAGUACUGGGAGUUGGAACCUUCUUUCUGUUUGUUGAAGGAAAAGCUGCCUCUCCUAGUGUAUCAAAAGUUCUUGAAUCUAUUCCUGGAGUCAAGGUUAUAUACAGAACAAAAGAGUUAGAAGAACAACAAGCUAACAGUCGGAUCUGGAAUGAGACGUGGCUUUCAAGUUUCUUCUAUAAACCAUGUAACUAUGAGCUUUUUGUCAAGCAAUCGCUCAACAUGGAGAUGGCUAUUGUCAUGGCAAGGAAAUCAGGCAUGGACUGGAUACUUCAUCUUGACACAGAUGAAUUGAUACACCCGGCGGGUGCUGGGGAAUAUUCACUGAGGCAGUUACUUCGUGAUAUUCCUGGGGAUGUGGAUAUGGUGGUCUUUCCGAACUAUGAGAGCAGUGUAGAGCGUGAUGACAUCAAGGAUCCUUUUAUAGAGGUAUCUAUGUUCAAAAGGAACUAUGACCAUCUUCCAAAGGAUACCUAUUUUGGCAUGUACAAAGAAUCUACUCGUGGGAAUCCAAACUACUUUUUGACUUAUGGGAAUGGAAAAUCAGUUGCUCGGGUUCAGGAUCAUCUACGACCUAACGGUGCUCACAGAUGGCAUAAUUACAUGAAAACUCCAAAGGAGAUAAAACUGGAAGAGGCUGCUGUUCUACACUACACGUAUGCCAAGUUCUCCGAUUUGACUUCACGAAGAGAUAGAUGUGGCUGCAAGCCUACUAAAGACGAUGUCAAAAGAUGCUUUAUGUUAGAAUUUGACAGAUCAGCAUUCAUAGUUGCUUCAACCGCAACGGAAGAAGAAAAGCUGAACUGGUAUCGCGAACAUGUGGUGUGGACCGACAAAACAAUAAACUUGAAGCUGUUGAGGAAAGGCAUUUUAACUCGCAUAUAUGCCCCAUCGGUUAUCAUCGAGGGUUUGAAGGAGUCGGGUGUUUUUAGUUCCGUGAUCGCUAAAGCCCCUGCAACUCUCUCCCAGGACAAAUUCUUAGCGUCCAUCGAGAGUAGUAACUCAUCGAGGGCCAGUGGGACCCAUUCACAGCCCCCAAGAAAGAUCAUAAGAAACACAGAUCAUCAAUCCCACGCAACUGUUAGGAAGGCUUUGGAAGCUACAGAACUUCACGAAGCAGCCGUGCCACCAUUGUCUCCUCCUGGCCCCACCAUGGAAACACACGAUAACAACCUCAUAGUUCAGAGCAGAUAGUUUUCCGCGUUGUUCCCGAUCGUGUUACCCAAGCGGGCAGGCGUACGUUAAGAGACCGAAGUUGUGGGGUGGGGUUGUAGAAGCAUACAUAUUAUUCUUAUGGGACAUGAUAUAUGUAUAGAUGUAUUUAAGUAGCGUAACUUUGAUUAAUACCUAUUCAUCUUCUUGGUUAACUUUGGUGUGUGAAUUGGUGGUUGAGCUUGACUCGUGGUUCGCCAAGCUUCAAGAUCUCUUGCUUGGGUUUUCGAUUA
This is a messenger RNA of Cynara cardunculus var. scolymus (artichoke), 1955 nucleotides long. Its product is annotated as glycosyltransferase-like KOBITO 1. The record is from RefSeq and is a predicted model, not a curated record. NCBI's taxonomy places the organism in Eukaryota, Viridiplantae, Streptophyta, Magnoliopsida, Asterales, Asteraceae. The transcript has 12 exons. The coding region runs from base 106 to 1704 and encodes 532 amino acids. Gene Ontology annotation, biological process: cellulose biosynthetic process; response to abscisic acid.